Molecule: messenger RNA, 6481 nt
Organism: Spirodela intermedia
Lineage: Eukaryota; Viridiplantae; Streptophyta; Magnoliopsida; Alismatales; Araceae
Source: the annotation of a GenBank genome assembly
AUGAAGUGGGUCGUCGAAUUGUCUCUGGCGGCUGUCACUCGGCGGAGUGGAAAAAUGGCAACUUUGCGGCUCUCUAGCAACUGUCACUCGACUGAGAGGAGCUGGAUGAAGGUGGGGCAUGUGUUAGGGAGCUUCAUCCUCAGGUCCGCACAACAAGAGAAGGCUCUUCAUUGCAUCUAAUAUGCCCCCAAGAGGUGGCGACUCAUCUCCUGGUGGAUCGUCCUCUUCCUAACGACAGCUUGUUCGUCGAUCAAUUGGAGAUGAUUUACUCGAUGAAUUGCAAUCCUUUUAUCACGAAUUGUUCAGCAAUUUUAGUAGCAAUGCUCUGCAAAUCGCAUUGACGAGAUUUUUGCCGAUGAUCCAGUGAUUCUCAUUGCUUAAUCCUUCAGUAGUGAUAUGUAGGAAAGUCGCGAUAAUCAAAUAAAAAUUUAUGAAUUUUGACUUUGGGAGGAUUCAAACUCUCGCCGAUCGCCCACCUGUGAGGAAGGUGUGAUGCGGGUUUAGUCUCACAUCAGUUGUGCACUGAUUUUUCAGGCGAAUAUAUAGUAAUGUUAGCUUUAUAAGUAAAGUCACUACUCUCGCGUGUACGACCACUCCUUGCCCCAUAGUUGGCUGGCCACUAGUGACGUGGAAGAGGAGUGGCGCACACGUGCCCCUAUCGAUCCAAGCCAAGUCACUCAAGCCCUUGCUCGCAGCUACUCCCUGACUACACUUCUGACCUGUUUGCGGGCCUGGCUGGCCGGCAAGUCCCCCUAUUUUGGAAUAUUUUUAUUUCUUGUUCUUCAUUUAUCUCAAAAGUAAGAUUGUAAAAAUCGUAUAAAAUCACAUAAUUACCCAAAAAUUCACAUUAAUCAACGGAAAACCACAAAUCAUACUUUAACACAAAUAUAAGUCUAUUUAUCAUGAGUUAAGGCUAAAACUAUAUUAUUUACUAAUUAUUAAUACAUGAUAAUGAAGACUUAUCAAUUGUGCUUGCCAGCAAUAUGUAUAAUAAAAAAAAUCCUCCAUUAUUGGCUCACCAUUAUUGUAGCGAAUCUGAAAGCUUACGUGCAUAAACUUGUUUAUGGCCCAAAUUAAAAAACUUAACUAUAAAAAUUCUUAAAGCAAUGGUUUCUGAACAUCAACUGGUAAAUUUCAAGAAUAUAUCUCAACAAAGAAAAUGCAUAGCAGAAUAUUUUAAUGGAGCACAAAACACAAGGAGAAGAAUGUGGAAUCAUUUUUCUCCAUUUCAGAGAUAGGCAAGCAACUUCGAUGGAAAAAAUUGCCAACAUGUUCUUUAGUAUUGAUACAUUGAAAGUUGAUCAUAGAAGGGGAGAGAGAUGCAAUGCUAAGAAAUGUUUAGUAGAUAAUUUGGGAGAAGAAAUUAUGAGCACGAAAUUUCAAGAAACUAUUGACUGCUCAAUGUAUGUUCCUUUCUUGUGAACAAUAGUAGAUAUAUAUAUAUUGUGGAAUGCAGAUAUACUAAAGAAAAAUUAGAAUUACUCAAAGUCAAACAGAAUGUUAAAGCUAUGAAAAAUAAGACUGCUUGAUUUUAAAAGCAUGUGGGUUUCAAUUUUCUAUUGUAUUUUGCAUAGUGCUGAAAUAUGAGGUCUAAGAAUUUUGAUUCCCCCCAUGUGAGCAGAAGUCACCCAAGAAUUUUGCAAUGCAGUAAAACAGUAAAAUAGUCACAAACAUUUACACUGAAUCUGAUAAUGAGUUGAAGCCACUUUAGAAAUCAAUAAGAGAUGGCUUCCUUUAUGGGAGACACUUGUAGAUGAGGUGGGCAUUGCAUAGAAGAUCAAUAGAUUGCAUAACGACAAUUGCAUCCAAUUAUGUGGAUUCACCCACCCAAUGAUGUCCUUGAGUUUUGGAAUACUACAUUUUUCUACAACACUGACCACGUGUAUUCCAUGAGAGAAGGAAGAAAAAAUCUUUAAAAUAUUCAAAGUAUGUCUUUCCUAGUGGAUUUUGCAAAUAGUGUACCACAUAAUAACUAUACAAUAUGAAUAAUGUAUCACUUUUCAAUUUUAGGGUUAAUCCUUGAUAAGUCUUCAUUAUCAUGAGUUAAUAAUUAGUAAAUAAUAUAAUUUUAACCUUAACUCAUGAUAAAUAGACUUAUAUUUAUGUUAAAGUUUGAAAAGCGAUUUUUAGUUGAUUAAUGUGAUUUUUUAGGUAAUUAUGUGAUUUUCUACGAAUUUAGAUAAUUUUUAUAAUAGGAGUUUGAGCGACUAAGACUGAUAGGGGUAUGUAUGCACCACUCUUCUUCCACAUCACUAGUGGCAAACCGACUGUGGGGCAAAGAGUGGUCGUACACGCAAGAAAAAGAGACUUACUUCUAAGUGUAAUAUUACUAUAUAUUUGCCUGAAAUUUCGACACACAAGUGAUGUGGGACUAAACUCAUGUCAUACCUCUAAAAAAGCUUUGAUGAUUUUAAUACCUACAAUACCUUUAUUUAUAAUAGCAAUAUACUAUGAUGUCUGCACUUUUAUUUCCCUUUUUUGUAAAUUUUAAAUAUAUUUUAUUUUCAUUUCAUAGUAUAAAAUUCAUAAAAAAUAGUAUUAUUUGAGGAAAAUUCUGAAUAAUUACCAGAUAUUAUACUACAUCCUUGUGAUUGAGUUGGAAAAUUAUUAUUAUUUUUGAAAGUUUUAUUGAAUUAUAAUUAAUAUAUUUUUUCAGAAAUACUUCUAAAUAUCUAAAUAUUUAUAUUUUCUAGUCUUAUAAAUUUUAAAUUUGCAUGAUUUACUAUACAAUGACUAAGUCACGUCAAUCCUCAAUGAUGGUAAAAACUAAUAUUAAUUAAUUUCUAAGUUUUCAAACAUAAAUACUAAUUAAAAGAAAGGAACAAAAUAAAAUAAGAUAAGAAAAAUGAUAAUAUUCUCCUCAAUGUUCAAUAUUCUUCUUUCUCAAUUACUUUCAUAAAUUUGUUUCGCUAAUGUAGCUCUAGAUAGUUAGAAAGAAGGUUUUAAUGGUGAGAUGAUUAAAUCAAGAAUAGAGAAAAAUAAUUUAGUGAUUAUGAAAUGAAAAUAUAUGAAGUGUGAUUGUCAAUAGAAUGACUUCUAAGAGUAAAUGAUGAAAUAAUUUAGAGAAUGUUUGAAAUAAUUAGAACUAAGAUAAAAAAUUAAAUUAAAAUAAUUGGAAUGUAGAAAAACAUUAGUUGUUAAUCAAGAGUAAAUUAAAAUAAUUAAUUUUUCAUAAAAAUUAAUUUUAAAACUAUUACCAGACUUUGUUGUUCAUCACAUAGCAAAGUUCUUUAGAUCUAAGAAAGUUUUAAUUAUCAGAUAAAAUCCAAAUUAAAUUAUAUAACCUUGAAUAAAAAUAUUUUCCUUUCUUGAAGAACAAAAUACUUAGAUUAAUUUAAUUCGAAAAUAAGAUCUCUCUAGUCAAUGCUUGUCACCCAAAGAAUAAAAAGACAUAAAAUAAGAUUAAAAAAAUUAAAACACAUAACCCUAUUGGUCACACACCCCUUGACCUCAUUCCUUGCUCUCCAACCUACUUCCAUUGCCUUUAUGUGCCUCCUGACCUCCUAACUUCCAACCCACCAUCCUCCUUUAUUAUUUUAUUAUUUUAUCAUCAUAAAUUCACAAAUUUCAGAAAAACAUAUUUUUUUUGAAAAUUUCCUUAAAGUUUAAAUAAAAUCCCAAUUAUUAAAUUUCUUUUACAAAACAUCUCAUCUUGGAAAUUCUAAUAUUAAAAUUUUAUAUUUAACCAAUUUAACUCACAAUCACAUUUAACCUUUUAUUUUCAAAUAAAUAUCAAUAAAUCAAUGUAAAUGCAUAAAACUUUGUUUUUCUAAAAAUUUAUAUCAAUAUGUAUUUGUUAAUAAAAUAAACCAUAAACAUAGAUAAAAAUUGACAUCUUAGUUAUAUAAUUGAAAGGAUUAUCAGGCACGUUUAGCUAGCUAACAUAUACUUAGCAACAUAUGCCAAAUUGUGGUGGAGGAUGAGGGUGGACAAGUCAUACUCCCCCUAAAUAACUAGUUCACCUAUGAGUUGAGGGAGCAGUUUUGACCCACCAACAAUUAGUGUAUGGCGAGGAUGUCUCUUCAACAACUUCAUCUAAUGGGGACUAUACAAAAAAAUGUGAAGAGGUUCUCUCUAGUCAUCCUCAACAUCAAAGGUAUGUUAGAAGAGGAUAAGGUAGUCAACAUUGAGGUGCUGACCACCUCUCUUCAACAAUGGUAGAUGUCAAGAGGGGCCUGACGUGACUCAGUCGUUGUAUGUUAAAUCACGCAAAUAUAAAAUUUAUAAAACUAGAAAAUACGAAUUUUCGGAUAUUUAGAAGUAUUUCUAAAUAAAUAUAUCAAUUAUAAUUUAAUAAAAAUUCCAAAAAUAGCGGUAAUUUUCCAGGUCGAUCAUAGGGAUGUAAUAUAAUAUCUGGUAAUUAUUUAGAAUUUUUCUCAAUGAGUACGAUUUUCUUACGAAUUUUAUACUAGGAAAUAAAAAGGAAAUAUAUUUAAAAUUCACGAAAAAAAGGAAAUAAGGGUGCGGACGUCAGGAUGACGUCAGCGCCCGGCGAACGCGAAUCAGGCGGAAAUAGAGUUCCGCCCGGCAAUUCUUACGUAGGCGAUUACAGAUGACUCAAUCAAUCAAAUUAAAAUCUGUAAAAGCCGGAAGAAUCGUAAUUGAACAAAGUAUAGUUUGGUAAAUUAAAAUCAACAAAGUAUCACUAAAUGAAGCAUAAAUUAAAUUGAAAGCAGGAAAACAGAGUUCCGGCGUCGCGACGAUGAUGCGUCGGCGAUGCACCGGAAUCUUGAGCGUUCGGGAGGGUCGUCGUGCAGUGUCCACGGCCUCGAAGGCUCUUCUUGGACAAAGACGACAUGGGCAAUCUCUAGAUCUUCUCGCGAAGUCUAGAGAUCAAUGAAGUGGGUCGUCGAAUCGUCUCCGGCGGCUGUCACCCAGCGGAGCAGAAAAACGGCGACUUUGCGGCUCUCCGGCGGCUGUCACCCGACGGAGGGGAGCUGGAUGGAGGUGGGGCGCAUGUUAGGGAGCUUCAUCCUCAGGUCCGCGCAGCAAGAGGAGGCUCUUCAUCGCAUCUGGUACGCUCUCAGGAGGUGGCGACUGGUCUCCUGGCGGAUCGUCCUCUUCCCGACGACGGCUUGUUCGUCGAUCAAUCGGAGAUGAUUUACUCGAUGGAUUCGCGAUCCUUUUAUCGCGAAUCGUUCAGCAAUUUUAGUAGCAAUGCUCCGCAAAUCGCAUUGACGAGAUUUUCACCGAUGAUCCAGCGAUUCUCGUUGCUUAAUCCUUCACCGGCGAUCUGCAGGAAAGUCGCGAUAAUCAGAUAAAAAUAUAUGAAUUUUGACUCUGGGAGGAUUCGAACCCGCGCCGGUCGCCCCGCCUCUUCUGAGGAAGGUGUGGAUUUAGUCCCACAUCGGUUGUAUGUUGAGUUUUCAGGCGAAUAUAUAGUAAUGUUAGCUUUGUGAGCAAAGUCCCUUCUCUCGCGUGUACGACCACUCCUUGUCGCACAGCCGGUUGGCCACCGGUGACGUGGAAGGGGAGUGGCGUACGCGUGCCUGUCGGUCCCCAAGCCAAGCCGCUCGAGCCCCUGCUCGCGGCUUACUCCCCGACUGUGCUUCCGACCCGCUUGUGGGCACGGCUGGCUGGCAGGUCCCCUCAUUUUUGCAAUAUUUUAUUUUUAUUUCUUGUUCUUCAUUUAUCUCAAAAGUAAGACUGUAAAAGUCGUAUAAAAUCACAUAAUUACCCAAAAAUUCACGUUAAUCAAUUGAAAACCAAAAAUCAUUCUUUAACACAAAUAUAAGUCUAUUUAUCAUGAGUUAAGGCUAAAACUAUACUAUUUACUAAUUAUUAACUCAUGAUAAUGAAGACUUAUCAGGGCCAAAUAGCAAGAGAUCUAAGGAAGGAACUCCAAUGGAAACUGUGGCAAGACCAUGGUACAACAACUAGCAAGGGUCAAGGAGGACCCAAGAUGGCUACAAUAGCCAUGCAAGGGCACAAAGGGGUGCUGCUGUGCAAAGGGCUGCACUUGAGGAAGGACUGCCUAAAGGGAAUUGUCAACAUGAUGACAACACAAGAAGAAGUUGAGUAUACACCAACUCUAAACCCCCUAUAGGUGCUAGGUGUAUAAUGACAACACCAAGACUAGGUGGAUCAACAGAGAUAAGCUGAUCUACAUGGAGAUCACCAUCAAUGAUCAAAUUAUGCUUGCAAUGGUCGAUAGUGGGGUGACCCACAACUUCUGCUCAGAGAGGCAACACAUAUGGGCCUAAUGUUAUCACAAAGAGACAGCCAAAGGAAGGUCAUCAACUCAGUGGUGGCAUGUACCCCGCUUGUUGGUUGGCCAAGUCCCUAUUUUAUCUCCAAAGUAAGGAGGGCAAAGAGGACCCUAUAUUUGCACCCUUGAUGCAAGAUGAAGGGCUUGUAGGAGUGCACACAAUAGAUGCAGUGCUCACCAGAGAGUGGGCUGUGGUGGGGGAGGGAUGUCACAACCCUAACUAGUUGGCUCGAGAUUCUAGUAACAAAAUCUCAACACAUGCCUAAAGAGUAG